Messenger RNA from Eubalaena glacialis (North Atlantic right whale), 1979 nucleotides. RefSeq names its product enolase 4 (gene ENO4). NCBI's taxonomy places the organism in Eukaryota, Metazoa, Chordata, Mammalia, Artiodactyla, Balaenidae. The transcript is spliced from 14 exons. Gene Ontology annotation, cellular component: phosphopyruvate hydratase complex. The record is from RefSeq and is a predicted model, not a curated record. Bases 14 to 1864 code for a protein of 616 amino acids. Gene Ontology annotation, molecular function: phosphopyruvate hydratase activity; magnesium ion binding. Gene Ontology annotation, biological process: glycolytic process.
UAAAUCUCCUACCAUGGGGGAAGAAGGCGGCGGCCGCAGCUGUGGGACCACUAGGGACCUGCAGAAGCUGAAGCAGCAGGCGAUGGAGUACUACCGGGAGAACGACGUUCCGCGCAGGCUGGAAGAGCUGCUCAACUCCACCUUCUACCUCCAGCCUGCCGACGUCUACGGGCACCUGGCAAGCUGCUUUUCUAAACUUGCAAAGCCUCCCACCAUAUGCAAAGUCGUGGGGAAAAAUGUGCUGGAUGGACUGGGGCUUCCAACACUGCAAGUGGAAAUAUUCUGCACCGUUCAAAACUUUCCCAAGAAUAUAUGUUCUGUGGUGAUCUCAACUCACUUCGAAGUCCACGAGAACGCUUUACCCGAGCUAGUUGAAGCAGAGGAAUUAGAAAGGUCGGAUGCCGUCAGCACUGCGGUCCGGUGGGUCAAUGAAACCAUCACCGAGGAGCUUCAGGGCUUAGCUCCUUCUAACCAGGCUGAGGUGGAUCAGGUGCUCAGGACAUUCUUUGAAAGUAAAGUACAAGAAGAUAAGGAGAGAAAAGAAUUGGAAGAGAGCCUGGAAGACUCCACAGUGCCUACACCUUCACCUCUAACACCACCACCGCCUCCUCCACCUCCAGCCAAAAAAAAAGGACAAAAGCAAGGGAGGAAGGAUACUCUUACAGAAAAACCAAUUAUACCCCCAGAACCUGUUGAACCCAUACUCUGUGGCAGCAUGGCCAUAGGAGCUGUGUCACUGGCUGUUGCCAAAACCAGUGCCGUGCUGGGCAAUAAUCCUCUAUACUUAAAUAUUGCACUGCUGAAGCACCAUCAGGAUCAGCCAGCAAAGCUAACUAUACCUCUCCUGAUGGUAUCUCUGGUCAGCUGUGGGAAGUCAUCACCUGGCAAGCUGAAUUUAAUGAAAGAAGUGAUUUGUAUACCCCAUCCUGGAUUAACAGCUAAACAAGGUGUGGACAUGCUUCUGGAAAUUCAGAAACACAUUAACAAAACAAUUGAAAUGUCCCCUCCUCCAAAACCAGAGACAAAAAAAGGUCAUAAUGGAGGCAAAAGAGGUCAACAGCAGAUCACUGGCAAGAUGUCCCAUCUUGGCUGUUUAACCAUUAAUUAUGACACCAUAGAGCAGCCACUGCUCCUAAUACAAGGAAUCUGUGCGAACCUGGGGCUAGAAAUGGGAACGAAUCUCCAUCUAGCCAUCAACUGUGCUGCACAUGAACUGAUGGACUAUAGUAAAGGAAAGUAUGAAGUGAUGAUGGGAACCUACAAAAAUGCAGCUGAGAUGGUUGACCUGUAUGUGGAGCUAAUCAACAAGUUCCCUUCAAUUAUUGCAUUAAUUGAUCCUUUCAGGAAGGAGGACUCUGAACAGUGGGACAGCACCUACAAUGCUCUUGGUUCCAAGUGUUACAUAAUUGCAGGCACCGCAUCCAAAAGCAUCUCUAAACUUCUAGAGGAUGGGAACAUCGGUAUCCUCAGAUGCAGCGGGCUGAUCGUAAAACACACAAAUCAAACGACGAUGUCUGACUUGGUGGAAAUGACCAAUCUUAUUGACAGUAAGAAGCACAUCGCUGUCUUUGGAAGUGCAGAAGGAGAGUCGUCUGAUGACAGCCUUGUCGAUUUGGCCGUUGGACUUGGUGUCCGGUUUAUCAAGUUGGGAGGUCUUUCUCGUGGCGAACGGGUGACUAAGUACAACCGCCUCUUUACUAUAGAGGAAGAACUUGUCCAGAAUGGAACACUGGGUUUCAGUGAAGAACACACAUUUUUCUACUUGAAUGAGGAAGCUGAAAAGGCUGCUAUGGCUGGUGAGCUGCCUGAGCCCCCGGAGCCCAUCUUCGCCACAGAAGUUGUGGAGGAAUCAGCCAAAACAUGAGUGUCUUCCAGACGGGCUGCACAUACCCCAGCUGACAGCCACACCACUGGUAUUAUUAGACUGAGAGAUCUCAAGUAUGUCUUCAUUUUGGUUUUGCUCUAAAACUUCACUAACU